GUGGUGAGGGUGUUCACAGCUGCUGCUGCUGCUUUUGGGCCCUGUUCGGUGUUCCCGUCAUCUUUUUCGUCACACCCGCGCUCGCCAGAUUCCAACUGUUGUACCAACCAAGGCCAUAAAUAAUUUGGCCGUGAUUAGCAGUAGCAGCAGCAGUACUAGCGGUCUGCUCCACUGCUCGUAACUGUUGUUAUCAGUACUUACUGAGUGUGUUCCAAGUCCGGAACAAAAUGCCACGACUUCAAUCCGUUUACGUCCUUCUAGCGGUGAUUCUACUGCAAACAUCCAGCCGUGCCCACACCCAGAACGAUGAGCUCAAGCUGAAAUGGGACAACCAUCGCCCGAAGGAAAUUUCGGUGUCCGGCCUUCAGCACCUUUCGGAACUGUCCCGGAACAGCGAACUGAAUGAGAUACUUAAGCAUCUGCUGGUGGAGCGUGUUGUCGGAACGCCUGGCCACGAAAAUGUCAAGAACUACAUUGUGAACUACCUGCGCAAGUUGGAUUGGCAGGUGGAGCUGGAUGAGUUCCAGGACGAAACGCCCACCUUCGGGAAGCUGGGAUUUGCCAAUAUCAUUGCUACUCUGAAUCCGAACGCCGAGCGGUUCCUAGUGCUCGCGUGCCACUACGAUAGCAAAUACUUCAAGGACCAGGUGUUCAUCGGGGCCACGGAUUCGGCCGUUCCCUGUGCAAUGAUGUUGGAUCUGGCGCAGUCGUUGAAGGCUCAGUUGAACAAGAAAAAGUUGGACAAUUCGUUGAGUUUGCAGCUGGUGUUCUUCGACGGGGAGGAAGCAUUCCACCAGUGGGGACCGAAGGAUUCAAUCUACGGAGCUCGGCACCUGGCCGCUCGCUGGGAGGCGGAAGACAAGCUGAAGCGAAUCGAUAUGCUGGUGCUGUUGGAUUUGAUCGGAACUCCGGAUCCCAACUUCUACAGCUACUUCCAGAACACCGAAAGCUGGUACUCCCAGCUCCUGUCGGCCGAGGAACGGCUGGAGCGAGCCGGACAUUUGGAGCGCUACUCCUACAGUAGCGUAGCUCCGAACCAGCAAACGGUCCGGUACUUCCAGCCGCAUUCGUACUACGCCUACAUCGAGGACGACCACAUUCCGUUCUUGCAGCGUCAGGUCCGGAUUCUGCACGUGAUUCCCAGUCCGUUCCCGGAUGUGUGGCACAAGCUGUCCGACGAUGCCAACGCCGUGGACAUUGGCACCGUACAGAACCUGAUCAAGGUCUUCCGCGUGUUCCUGGUGGAGUAUCUGCAUCUGGCCGUAUGACGAACGGCGACGGACAAGGAGAGGAACGAACUUUGAUCGUUCCGGUGCAAUUAACGAGAAAAGAAGUCUGAAAAUGAAAAAUGCAAAAUUCCAUUAAUUUUAAGCAUGAAAGUCUCGUAAAUUUCAAUCAGAGUACAUAUCGACAAAUACAAUUUUCAGAAGGCCCAUUUUCAGACGCAAAAUCUGUUUUCGUAAUUUUGCUCAUUGGAACCAAAGUGGCAUUGUUCCCCGUUGACGAAGUGUGAAGUUUGUUUUUACUUAAUUUGUUUUAGUGCUAAUAUGCUUUAUGAACCAUUCUUCAUUAGCGGCUGUUUUUAUUAGUUUUGCUUCCACUAUGUGCAAUUUCCCCCCAUUCAACAGAACAUUUUAGUAAUGUGAUUGUGUGUAUACCUAUGUAUUGAAAACAGUUUUAAGCCUUUAGACCGAUGACUAACAGCGAGGUAGUUAUAGCCAUUUGGGCUCAGCAGAACGCCAUCCCGGAACAAAAAGUGAUAAGUAUUGUACAGUAGUUGUAGUAGUCGUAGCAGAAAUUUCCUAGCACAAUGGUGAUGAUUGUAAUAAUUUUAACUUACUAGAUAAUCAGGGCAUCACACUGCAAUAAAGACAGUUGUCAUUUUUUGAUACUUU
This is a messenger RNA of Aedes albopictus (Asian tiger mosquito), 1895 nucleotides long. RefSeq names its product glutaminyl-peptide cyclotransferase. The transcript has 2 exons. The coding region runs from base 228 to 1268 and encodes 346 amino acids. Gene Ontology annotation, molecular function: zinc ion binding; glutaminyl-peptide cyclotransferase activity. The record is from RefSeq and is a predicted model, not a curated record. Lineage: Eukaryota; Metazoa; Arthropoda; Insecta; Diptera; Culicidae.